This is a messenger RNA of Chrysoperla carnea, 1016 nucleotides long. RefSeq names its product histone-lysine N-methyltransferase SETMAR-like. NCBI's taxonomy places the organism in Eukaryota, Metazoa, Arthropoda, Insecta, Neuroptera, Chrysopidae. The transcript has a single exon. The coding region runs from base 111 to 1016 and encodes 301 amino acids. The record is from RefSeq and is a predicted model, not a curated record. Gene Ontology annotation, molecular function: nucleic acid binding.
AGGGAAAAAAUACAGUGGAAGCAAAAACUUGGCUUGAUAAUGAGUUUCCGGACUCUGCCCCAGGGAAAUCAACAAUAAUUGAUUGGUAUGCAAAAUUCAAGCGUGGUGAAAUGAGCACGGAGGACGGUGAACGCAGUGGACGCCCGAAAGAGGUGGUUACCGACGAAAACAUCAAAAAAAUCCACAAAAUGAUUUUGAAUGACCGUAAAAUGAAGUUGAUCGAGAUAGCAGAGGCCUUAAAGAUAUCAAAGGAACGUGUUGGUCAUAUCAUUCAUCAAUAUUUGGAUAUGCGGAAGCUCUGUGCAAAAUGGGUGCCGCGCGAGCUCACAUUUGACCAAAAACAACAACGUGUUGAUGAUUCUGAGCGGUGUUUGCAGCUGUUAACUCGUAAUACACCCGAGUUUUUGCGUCGAUAUGUGACAAUGGAUGAAACAUGGCUCCAUCACUACACUCCUGAGUCCAAUCGACAGUCGGCUGAGUGGACAGCGACCGGUGAACCGUCUCCGAAGCGUGGAAAGACUCAAAAGUCCGCUGGCAAAGUAAUGGCCUCUGUUUUUUGGGAUGCGCAUGGAAUAAUUUUUAUCGAUUAUCUUGAGAAGGGAAAAACCAUCAACAGUGACUAUUAUAUGGCGUUAUUGGAGCGUUUGAAGGUCGAAAUCGCGGCAAAACGGCCCCAUAUGAAGAAGAAAAAAGUGUUGUUCCACCAAGACAACGCACCGUGCCACAAGUCAUUGAGAACGAUGGCAAAAAUUCAUGAAUUGGGCUUCGAAUUGCUUCCCCACCCACCGUAUUCUCCAGAUCUGGCCCCCAGCGACUUUUUCUUGUUCUCAGACCUCAAAAGGAUGCUCGCAGGGAAAAAAUUUGGCUGCAAUGAAGAGGUGAUCGCCGAAACUGAGGCCUAUUUUGAGCAAAACCGAAGGAGUACUACCAAAAUGGUAUCAAAAAAUUGGAAGGUCGUUAUAAUCGUUGUAUCGCUCUUGAAGGGAACUAUGUUGAAUAAUAAAAACGAAUUUUGA